AUCUAAAGACAAAAUAUCAUCAGAGUUUAGAUCGAAAACAGAGGAAUCAGAGAAGCUUACUUGAGACGAUGGAUAUGAGAUUCUCACCGGUGUUGCUUUGCGUGUCGUUGGUUCUCCUCUCUGGAUUUGGCCAGUUUGUGAUCUGUAGUCAAGAAGAAGGAACGUACAACGACGUCGUGAGUAUGAAGCUUGGUGGAUUCAGCGAUUCUUCGAAUAAACGUAACGGUGGAGGAGAGAUCGAUGAUAUAGCACUCUUUGCUGUUCAAGAACACAAUAAGCGAGAGAAUGGUAUUCUUGAGCUUGCUAGAGUAUUAAAGGCAAAAGAGCAGGUGGUUGCUGGGAAACUCUACAGUCUUACACUCGAAGUUAAAGAAGGAGUUGAGAAGAAGAUUUAUGAAGCUAAAGUUUGGGUGAAGCCAUGGAUUAACUUCAAGCAGCUUCUAGAGUUCAAGAGUGUUGUCCCUUCUUUCACUGUUUCCGACCUUGGCUUGAAAUCAGAUGGGAAGGGAUUUGAGUGGAGAUUAGUAUCAACAAAUGACCCUGAAGUGCAAGAGGCAGCGAAACACGCCGUGAAGUCGAUUCAACAGAGAUCAAACUCGCUGUUUCCUUAUAAACUCAUAGACAUAAUCCUAGCCAGGGCAAAGGUAGUUGAAGACCGUGUGAAAUUCGAGUUGCUUUUGAAGCUAGAGAAGGGAAACAAAGCAGAGAAGCUCAUGGUCAAAGUGAUGAAGUACCAAAACGGCAAGUUUCACUAGAGUUUGUUGGAUAUCUCUUGGGUUUGGUUGUGUCUUUCUGUGAAUAAAAAAAAAUACUACUAGCUUUUAUAGAAUAGGCUAAAAAAACUGAUGUUGUGAUGAAAAAUAAAACUGUUUGCCCUGUAAAAAAAUCUUUUUCUUGUAAGUAAAACAUGUAAAAUAAUGAAUGUGUGAG
Molecule: messenger RNA, 930 nt
Organism: Eruca vesicaria subsp. sativa (arugula)
Lineage: Eukaryota; Viridiplantae; Streptophyta; Magnoliopsida; Brassicales; Brassicaceae
Source: the annotation of a GenBank genome assembly